Messenger RNA from Macrobrachium nipponense, 7160 nucleotides. RefSeq names its product zinc finger protein DPF3-like. Gene Ontology annotation, cellular component: MLL3/4 complex. Lineage: Eukaryota; Metazoa; Arthropoda; Malacostraca; Decapoda; Palaemonidae. Gene Ontology annotation, biological process: positive regulation of transcription by RNA polymerase II. The coding region runs from base 96 to 1673 and encodes 525 amino acids. The transcript has 12 exons. The record is from RefSeq and is a predicted model, not a curated record. Gene Ontology annotation, molecular function: transcription coactivator activity; histone H3K4 methyltransferase activity; histone binding.
CACCACUAAUUACCAAUGGACGCUGAAUUUUGACUAUUACGUGCUCAUUUUGUUUUCUGUAGACCAUUCCUAAGGUCUGAGGCGCCAACGUAAACAUGGCCGACACUUUGGUGCAGUCCAACUUGGAGAAAAUAAGCAGUUUUCUCCAGGACGUGCAGUACCGCUCAUUGAUGAUAAACAGUGCCAACUACAAUGUACGACUCAUGCGAGAGCGGAAGACCCGUCUACCCUUCCUCGAUUCUCAAACAGGAAUUGCUCAGAACCCAUGCAAGCUAUACAUGAGCGCUCGGCAUCGUAUGCCUGGGACGGUAGAAGGUCAGCUCUAUGUUUACCCAUCUCAAAGAUGGUGCAGAAGAAAACGUUCAUAUAUGGCAAUUUCACACGAGCAUUGGCUCCUGAAAAAGACUAUAAAAGAGCCGGAAGGAGAUGAGCAUACAAUUGUAACAGUUGAGAAUCCUGCAGCUGUCAGUACAGAGGACACCAACAUGAUUUAUGAAAAUAAGUCUUUCCAGGAAACCUUUUAUUAUGAUGAAACUGCUUUCUAUGAAGAUGAGGAAGAGGAACCUGAUGAUGAUGAUGAUGAUACCUACUCUGCACGUACUACAACAGCGCGUAAAAGGAAAAAGCCAGCGAAAGUUCCAAAGCCUCCCAAGCAGUCCAGUGGCAGAGGAAGAAAGAAGCGGGAAGGUGCCAUAAAACCCAUGGUUGAGGUUGAUGAAGAGACUCCUGGAAAACCAUAUGAAUGCCAACUGUGUGGUGCCCGCUACAAGACCAGACAGGGUCUCUCCUACCAUCUCUCGCACACACACAAAGGGGGCAGGACUAACUCCGGGGGCAGUCGAACCAGAGGGGCCAGCAACAAUUCUGCUGGUACUAGAGGCGAAACCCCAGCUGCACCUGCUGGGAGCUACCAACCCCAAGCCUACCAACCUGAUGCUCUAGCAGGCCUGACAGAGUUUCAGGACAGUUACCUAGGUUACUUAUCUGCGGGUCAGGAUGCCUCGCCCACGGGGCGUAGUGGCAGUAGCAGUACAAGCAACAGUAGUAGACGAUCUAGUGGUGGGGGAGGGGUAUCUGGGGGAAAUGUAACUAUAUCAACUGGGAAUGGCAGCAGUUCUUCCAACAGCCGUGGAUCCAAGGGAAAUAGUGGGACUUGGUCAGGGUUGACAAGUGUUGGGUCACCGUCUGCCAUGAUGCCUGGAACUGGAAAUAGCACUGGCACUCUUGAAUACACGAGGGACUCCAGUCCAGGAAGAUUAAGUGUUCAGGAGACUGAACAGCAACAGUAUGUUAAAUCGCCAAAACCAGCUGUGGAAAAGGGAAAAGCACAGCCAAGUCCAUACUGUGAUUUCUGCCUGGGUGAUACUCUUAUGAAUAAAAAGACAGGGGAAUCUGAAGAAUUGGUCUCUUGCGCUGACUGUGGAAGAUCUGGUCAUCCCACUUGUCUGCAGUUUACGGCCCAUAUGAUGAUCUCAGUGAGACAGUAUCGAUGGCAGUGUAUUGAAUGUAAAUGCUGCACACUCUGCGGAACUUCUGAAAAUGAUGAUCAACUGCUUUUCUGUGACGAUUGUGACCGUGGCUAUCAUCUAUACUGCCUACGGCCCCCUUUGCAGGAGCCACCAGAGGGUGAAUGGUCAUGUGAUCUCUGCCUUCAACAAUUUCAUACAAAGUGAGGAAUUCAUAACUUCAAUAUGUGACUUACUUAUAAAUUUUGCUAUAUGUCAAGCAACACCUCCUUUUGAUCAUAUAUUUUUUUAGGGUGAUAUGUAUGUAUUCUUGUUUUCAGAUUCCCAUUACUGUAUGCCAGUAACAGUUUUAACAAAAUUUGAUACAGUAUUUUUAAUGUUGGUUAAUUGCAGUUCUUUUAAUGUUAUUUAUUGUGGUAUAUUACCAUUCAAGUUGAACUUGAAGAUGAUUUCUGUUGUAUAUUUUAAAUGAAAACUUGGAAGUUCAAUGCAAAUGUUGCCAUAGAUCUUACUUUGUGAUAUAUAAAUGUAAAAAAAGAAAUUAUUUUUAUCAUCUUCGUGUUGAUUCUAGAAAAAUUUUUUCGUGGUGUUUGCCCAUGAUUUAGUCAUUGGGUUUAUUGAGUCUUUCAUACAGUAAUACUGAGUACACUGCAUGUGCAAUUGUAGAGGAAAGUUUGAAACUUUUAUAGAUGGUUAUAAGUGGCAGAAUGCCUUGAAAUGUGUACGUGAUUGCAGCGUUGCAUCUUUCACCAGAGAAGUGAACUGCUUGUUAGAUCCUUUUUAGCUAGAGAAUCAUAGCUUCUCUUAAUUGGGUUCAACUUAACAGAGAAUCUUUAAGCUCUGCCAAACAUGUGAAAAGGAGCUAUAUAUGUCAGUAAUUGAGACCAAAACAUUAGGUGUAUUUUUUCCUUUUUGUGAUAAAGUGGUUAAGGUAGAUGUUCAUAUCCUCCUAUUUUUUACCUGUGCCUACAUUUUGGGUAAAGGGUUGACACUAGCCAAGUAGUGGUAAGCAAAGUGAAGCCUUCCUUUUCUUUGUAAUUUCAUUUUGCUUUCACCUAAUUCAUUUUUCAUCGUCAGUUAUCUUCAGGUCAGUAUUAUGAACUCUUGCUGUUUUCAGGCCACAGUAUGCUUGAAUAUGGUAAGUUCAUAAAGUGUUUUCUUUUUUUGGUUAAUGAGUAAGAGUAGCAAGUGUUAAUUACUUGGCAAGUAAUCAAUUUCUGUAUUAUAAAGUACUAUAGCUGCAUUAGACACAGUAUGUGAAUUAUUUUGUAUUUUUACAUGCACAUGUAAAAUUUUACAUUUUUGAGCAUGAGGAUGGCUCGUAAGAGUGGAUGGCACUGAUAUUACCAUUGAUCGGUAUAUUGCUCAGGUCUUUUAGAUGGUAGAUCAAGCAAUAAGUCCAUGGCCUCCAAAAGCUUCCUUCUUAUUAUGGCUAUCUUGGAAAGGUGAGGUGUCAUCUUAUGGAGCAUCUGUUGUGAAUGUAAGGUUGGCAGAAUGAGGCCUAGGACCAGUGAGAACAUGUUUUAUGCAAGCAUCAAGGUGAGGAGUACCAAGUUUGGGGACCACACACUUUUCUAUCUUCAGAGUAAGGGAAAUCAGCCUUAACGUCCUUUGCAACUGGCAUUUGUGUUUCUUUUUCUCAAGGGCAGAAUGCUCAGUUUCAUGAAAUACCAAUCCAGUUCAAAGCUUAUUAUAUUUCAAUAACUCCUUGGCUGAUUGUCAAAAAGCAGUUGAAGUGCUAAAUUAAUGGCCUUCCAUUAAGCAACUCUUUUGCAUAAUUUAAUAUUAUUAUACUGAUAUGUAUUGCUUAUGGGCCCUUACAAAAUAUUAAAUUAAGUAUUUGCAUAGUCCUUGAAUGCAUAGCUUUCAUUUUACUGGGAUUACCUUCCUUUCAGCUCCUCCAGUUUGUAAGCAUGUCUGACUCUUGCACAAGAAAUGAGAGCAUUUGACAGAUAAGACAAGACGAUUCCCAUAGCGUAUCCCUACUAGUUUAAGCAACCUUUUGGCAUUCUUUGUCUGCCCUUAACCCUGUGUGUAGGCAUAAUCCAGAUAAAGAGUCUUGUGUUUAUCAGGCAUAAGAAUGAUUCAAAUUUUCUAUUUCUAGAUGGAGACAAUUAAUUUCUCACAUAAAGCACUAUUAAUCUGCAAUAGAUGUUAACAGUCAAGCAUUGUAUGCAUAUUUAUACAUGCCCGUUUUUGUUCAAAGUGACUAAAUAGAUGAGCAGUUUUUAAUAAAUAUUCAUUUUUUUGGCAUUGCUUGACAUUUGAUUUGUUUUGUCACUGGAAAAGAAAAUUUUAUACCACAGUAAAGAAAAAUAGCAAAUAGUCGCUCAUUUGUUUCAAACAAGUUGUGUUUGAGUCUGUGUGAUAUUUAACUUUUGUAAGGACAGCUUUUAAAAACUAAUUACAGUAGUAUAGUACAAGGUAUGUUAUGUCUCUUUAAUAUAUAAUCUCUGAUUCUUUAUCAUGGAUUGAUAUUAACUAGUGCUAAAAUUUAAUCACUUGGGCAGUCAUUUUUAAACAUUUCAAAGAAAAAGUAGGUUAUAGUAAUUCUAGUGAGGGUAUUUUUAAUGCAUUUUUGAGAGUGUGAAUUAGCAGAAAUGUACAGUGCAGUAUUCAUAGGAUACAGAUUCUUUGAGCCUCACAAUAGAAUGACCCCUUACUAAUAGGAGGGGUUUUUCUUAUAUUUAUUGUAGUAUAGGAUUUUUAUAGGUAAAAAUGAAAAUGUUUCUUAUUCUGCCCAUCAAAAUGGGAUGAGUAAUUCUACUUAAGAUGUGAACGCAGUUUUUCUAAAAUUGGGCCAAUUUAAUUUUAAGUGUAUAGUAGUCACGUUAAUGUGAUUUUAGAAAGCCAGAUAAUAAUAAUAUAUUAGAUAUAUUGUAGUAGCAGAGCAUAGCUUUGUUGAUGAUUUGUAAUAAUGUUUACUGUGAGAUGAUAAUUGAUAAUGUAUGUACUAGGUAUCCAAUUUUUUAAGGGAAAAGGAAACUCACUCUUGCAGUUUUGCUCUUGACCUGGACACCAUUCCUUUGCUUGCCUGCCAUUUUUUCUCAUUGUUAAUGGGAUGCCUUAUGCUUUAUAGUAUAAAUCUGAGCCUCUAUUAUGGUGUCAGUCACUUGUAGUUUUUCCUUGGUUUGUAGUGGCUUAAAUAUUUUUUUUAUCCAGCAAAUCGAAUUAACUGACCACUAAAAAGACUGAAACAAAGUUGUUUUAUUUUGUGUCUGGAAAUGAGGCUUCAGUGCAAAUUAACUGUUUAUUCUUGAAUGUGUGUUACAUUAAUUCUGCUUUAGUUCAGGGAUGUUUUACAGCAUUUGAGUUGACAUUUUAUGGGUUUUCACACAUUUUAUAGGUUUUUGGCAACAAGGUUAUAACUUGGCAAUUUUUCCUACUUAAAAUUAUUUGUGUGAUAUAAUUGUCAUGUUGGCAUACAGCAGCAAGGUGUAUACACUAGUGUGAUUUAUAGGAAAUGAUUCAAUAUAAAUAAACAGGAAAGAGUUGAAAUUCAUGUUAGAUACAGGUGAAGUACACUACUAAUUUUUUAAAUAUAUUUGAUAAUCAGUUUUAGCAAAUUCAGAAAUCGGUGUAAAAUAUGAUUCAUAGCAACUAGUAAAUCUAAUGCAUUUUUAAAUAUACAGCAUAUACUAUUUACAGGUCAUAAAUCAGUAUAUUAUUUCAAAUAAUUUUUAGCAACAAAAUAUAUAAAAGUAAAUUUAUAUUCUAGAUUUUUUCUAAAUAUAAGAAAAUUAGAAUUUUGACUGAAUAACUAUGGACUAUUGUGCUUAUUCUUUUUAUGUAUAAAACCUUUCCAUAGAUUACAGAGAAGCACUUUGAAUUGAAAAGAAAUAUAAUUUUUGGAAAUCUGGGAUUUAAUUUUUUAUUCCAUACCAACCAUGAAGAGAAAAACUAAUUUGCACCUGGUCCUAACUCUUACUAGUAUUACUUUUCAGUCUCGGUAUUAUUUUGUAUUUAUAAGAAUAAACUCAUGAUUAAUACAACAGUUAUAAAAAGUGGUUUUUAUGGUUGGGGUGGAAUAAAAUUAUAGUUUUCUACUUGUAUAUUAUGUAUAUUGAGCAAAAUAAAGCACUUGCUUCACUUCUUUUUAUUGGCUGAUCUACUUACAUUUUUUUUAAAGAUGUUUAGUUCUGAGGGGCUACUUUAUAUCUGAAGCAUAAAUCAUGUAUGUCUAGAUAAUGAUACUACUUGAGUAAACAGGUGAGAAGUUGUACUUGAUCAUCCUUAGACUGUUAUUUGUGUUUUGAGGAAACAAGGAAGUUCUCUCAUGGUUCAUCAGGAACCAUCCCUAACAAGGAAAACUUGUGUACAGUGUUCCCCCUUAUUCUUGGGGGAUGUGUACCGGGCACCCCCGUGAAUAGUUAAAACCCGUGAACUGCCCAUCUUGAAAGUUCAGAUACCAAAUGUAUACCUUAGUUAUUAAUCUUUGAGGUUAUAUUAUUAAUAUCAUUUCAAAGUCAUCUUAAACAUUUUACCCUUAAAGAUGUAUACCUACAGCCAAUAACACAGAGAGAGAGAGAGAGAGAGAGAGAGAGAGAGCAUUGUAUGGCAACAUCAUAUAUCUGACCGUCAAGAGUGAAAUUAUGAAUUAUUCCUGAGAUAGAGAAUAAUAAUGGAGAGAGAGAGAGAGAGAGAGAGAGAGAGAGAGAGAGAGAGAGAGAGAGAGAGAGAGAGAGAAUAACUCCUAGACUCCACUCCUUCCCCUCAGCCAAUACAGUAUAUCAAACUGUCAUUUACUCCCCCGCCCUCCUUCUUCCAAGUGGAUAAUAAGAGUGGGAAUGGUUAUUUUUUAUUAAUCUUAUCAAUAUUUGAAAAUUAGUUAUAAGGUAAAUCAUUUAUUUAUACAGUAGACCCUUGACUCACGAACACAAUCCGUUCCUAGACCUUGGUCGUGUUCCAAAUUGUUCGUGACUCGGAGCUAAUUUCCCCAUAAGGUUUAAUGGGAAUAAUAUUAAUUGGUUCUCGACCCCUACGAACCAAUAUAUAUUAUGUAUAUUUUGCCUUAUUUUACACAGAUAAUGUAAAAGUCAGUGUAAAAAACCUUAAUAUAUCUAAUAAUAUAAUUUAAAAUGGUAAACUAACACUAUAAAAACGUUUGUAAAGUGAACACUUACUAUGACUGGCGAGACUUCUGGCUUGACGGACAAGAGAAGAGGAGGGUGGUGGGUGGGGAGGAGGUUAUUGUGCGGAAGGAGACCCUCCCCCAUCCAGGUCGGGGAGAUCUCGUUCCGGAGAUUCAACUCUUCUAGGUUUUUUUGGUGAACGUUUAAUCACAAACUUAUCCAAUGUCUGUUGCCUUUUCCUUCCUUGCAUAACUUUUCUGAAAUGGCUCAUUAAAUUUUCAUUGAGCAUAUUCACGAUCCUGUUCGUAACAAUUUUGUCCGGAUGAUACAAUUCAAGGAAGCACUGGCAUCAUUCCACUUUUCCAAUGCGGCUUUUAUCACAUCACUGCUGACAUCUGUAACUUCCUCCCCAGCCUCCUCUUCGUCAGUUGAUUGCUCCCGAGCAAGUUGCUCCUGCUGCUCUUUGUGGAGUUGAACAAGUUCGUCCGCAGUCAAAUCUUCUGAAUGUUCAGCGACCAAUUCUCAACAUCUUCGUCGUUGACUUGUAGACCCAUACUGUUGCCCAUGGACACAAUUUCUUGCACAAUCUCUGCAUCGAAGCCCUCAAAGUCACGGACAGUUA